Lasiodiplodia theobromae is the source of this 3276-nucleotide messenger RNA. Its product is annotated as Importin-beta subunit protein. The transcript has 7 exons. Lineage: Eukaryota; Fungi; Ascomycota; Dothideomycetes; Botryosphaeriales; Botryosphaeriaceae. Gene Ontology annotation, cellular component: cytoplasm; nucleus. Gene Ontology annotation, biological process: protein export from nucleus; ribosomal small subunit export from nucleus; ribosomal large subunit export from nucleus. Bases 1 to 3276 code for a protein of 1091 amino acids. The record is from RefSeq and is a predicted model, not a curated record. Gene Ontology annotation, molecular function: nuclear export signal receptor activity; small GTPase binding.
AUGUCCAUGUCAAUCGAGGAGCUGGACGCGACCGUCCGCGCCUUUUAUGAGGGUCGAGGCGACACUCAAAAGCAAGCGCAAGCCUCGCUGAACCAGUUCAAAGAGAACCCCGACGCAUGGCUCCUGGUCGAUAAGAUAUUACAAGAUGCCCAGUACCCACAGACGAAGUGCAAGUAUCACGGUUCCAUAUUGGCGGCAAUGAAGCUGACUGUUGGGGUAGACCUGGGCCUGCAGGUUCUGGACAACGUGAUCAUGACGAGGUGGAAAGUUCUUCCCAGGGACCAAUGCCAAGGUAUCCGCAACUUCGUUGUCAACUUCAUCAUUCAGACCUCCAGCACGGAAGAGAGCCUCAGAAACCAGCGCACCCUCCUCAACAAGCUGAACCUUGUUCUUGUUUCCAUCUUGAAGCAGGAAUGGCCCCACAACUGGCCCACCUUCAUCAACGAGAUCAUCUCCUCAUGCCACAGUAGCCUUCCCAUCUGCGAAAACAACAUGGUCAUCCUGAGGCUACUGUCCGAGGAGGUCUUCGAUUACUCAGCGGACCAGAUGACUUCCACCAAGACCAAGGAGCUCAAGCAGAGCAUGUGCGACGAGUUCACCUCCAUCUACCAGCUGUGCUCUGAAGUCUUGAGGACCGCCGAGCAGGCUUCCCUAAUCAAGGCCACCCUGGAAACACUAUUGCGUUUCUUGAACUGGAUCCCGCUUGGAUACAUCUUCGAGACCCCGCUCAGUGGCGUCAGCCUGAUCGAGACUCUCCGCAGCCGAUUCCUGGAGGUUCCCGAGUUCCGCAACAUCACGCUCAAGUGCUUGACUGAGAUCGCAGGCCUGCACACUGAGCCGGCAUACAACGAGAAACUUGUCCAGAUGUUCACUGAGACGCUCACGGAAAUUUCCAAGAUCAUCCCGCUUUCCAUGGACCUGAAGAGCACUUACGCGCAGAGUAACAGCAGGGACCAGGAAUUUGUUCAGAAUCUGGCCUUGUUCCUGUGUAACUUCUUCUCGAUGCACUUGAGCAUUAUCGAGAACCUGCCGAACCGCGAUUUCCUGAUUCACGGCCACUUUUACCUCAUCCGUAUCAGCCAGAUUGAGGAUCGCGAGAUUUUCAAGAUUUGCUUAGAGUACUGGACAAAGCUUGUUUCGGAGCUGUACGAUGAGAUGCAGCAGCUUCCCAUUGGUGACAUCAACCCGCUUAUCAACAUGGGUCUCGGCGGCAUGGCGAACGGCGGCGCGCGGGACCCUGCGCUUCUUGCCAACUAUCCUCUUCGCAAGCACAAGUACGCCGAGAUCCUCUCCAACUUGCGCCAGGUCAUGAUCGAGAAGAUGGUCAGGCCCGAGGAAGUCUUGAUCGUGGAGAACGAUGAGGGUGAGAUUGUCCGCGAGUUCGUCAAGGAGAGUGACACCAUCCAGCUCUACAAAUCAACGAGGGAAUGUCUGGUGUUUUUGACGCAUCUGGACGUCAACGAUACGGAGCAAAUCAUGUCCGAGAAGCUCGCCAGACAAGUCGAUGGCUCGGAAUGGUCAUGGGCCAACUGCAACACUCUGUGCUGGGCCAUUGGAUCGAUUUCCGGCGCAAUGAACGAGGAAACCGAGAAGAGGUUCUUGGUUACCGUCAUCAAGGAUCUGCUCGGUCUGACGGAGAUGAAGCGCGGCAAAGACAACAAGGCCGUUGUCGCAUCCAACAUUAUGUACAUUGUCGGCCAAUACCCCAGGUUCUUGAAGGCGCACUGGAAGUUCCUGAAGACUGUUGUCAACAAGCUUUUUGAGUUCAUGCACGAGACUCACGAGGGUGUCCAGGACAUGGCUUGCGAUACUUUCAUCAAGAUUGCCAACAAGUGUCGGCGUCACUUUGUUGCUUUGCAGCCCGGAGAGACGGAGCCCUUCAUCGAUGAAAUUGUCCGCAACCUCCGCAAAAUUACCAUGGAUCUCUCGCCCCAGCAAAUCCACACCUUCUACGAAGCCUGUGGUUACAUGAUCAGUGCACAAGGCCAGAAGAGUAUCCAGGAACGUCUCAUUCAAGAGCUUAUGUCGCUCCCCAACGCUGCGUGGGACUCCAUCAUCCAGUCGGCAAACAACGAUCCGAGCAUUCUCCAGGACGGCGAGACGAUCAAGAUCAUCGGCAAUAUCAUGAAGACGAACGUCGCUGCUUGCACUUCAAUUGGCAGCUAUUUCUACCCUCAGAUCGGCCGGAUUUACCUUGAUAUGCUCACCAUGUACCGCGCAGCUAGCGGUCUGAUUGACGAAGCUGUGCAGCGCGAUGGCAACAUUGCAACCAAAAUGCCCAAGGUCCGCGGUCUUCGUACCAUCAAGAAGGAAAUCUUGAAGCUCAUCAACACGUACGUUGAAAGAGCGGAUGAUCUGGAGAUGGUCCACAACACUUUGGUGCCUGGCUUGUUGGAGGCCGUGCUCCUCGACUACAAGCGCAACGUACCUGAUGCUCGUGAAGCCGAGGUGCUGAACGUCAUGACGACGAUCAUUAACAAGCUACAUAGCUUGAUGGAAGAUCAGAUCAUGAACAUCAUGGACGCCGUCUUCGAGUGCACCCUGGACAUGAUCAACAAGGACUUCUCCGAGUACCCGGACCACCGCGUGGAGUUCUUCAAGCUUCUCCGCACCAUCAACCUUCGCUGUUUCCCCGCCCUCCUCAAGCUCGAUGCGCGCUCUUUCAAGUUCGUCAUCGACUCGUGCAUGUGGGCUAGUAAGCACGACAACCGUGAGGUCGAGGGUGCUGGCCUCAUGAUGUGCUACGAGCUCAUCUCCAACAUGUCGGACACGGACCCGACGACGUGCAACACGUUCUUCCAGAGCUUCUACACGACGAUUCUGCAGGACGUGUUCUUUGUGCUCACAGACAGCGAUCACAAGGCUGGCUUCAAGCACCAGUCGAUGCUGCUUGCCAAGAUGUUCUGGCUCGUCGAGUCUGGCAAGAUCGGGGGCCCCAUCUACACUCCAGACAUGGCUCCUGGUGGCACGUCGAAUCGGGACUUCCUCAAGAACUUCACUGGCAAUCUCCUGGCGAACGCGUUCCCUAACCUGCAGACGUUGCAAAUCUCGAACUUCAUUGACGGCCUGCUCGCGAACAACUCGGACCUGAACCGCUUCAAGCUCAUUCUCCGUGACUUCCUCAUCUCGUUGAAGGAAUUUGCGGGCGACAACGCGGAGCUGUUUGCAGAAGAGCGCGAGCAGGCGGCCAAGGCUGCCAAGGACCAGGAGCGCGAGCGUGCCAUGAAGGUGGGUGGUCUGCUGAAGCCGUCGGAGUUGGACGAUGACGAGCUGUGA